AUUAUACAGAAAACACUUUUACGACAAAUCAUUUGGAGGAAAUGAACGCAACCGAUAACUCUCCAACUUCCGGCUUCAAUGCAGUUGCAGUUGGACCAAGCAAUGCUUUUGAUGACGGAGAAAUGGAUAUUGACUCAGCUCUUGUCAGCCUGGGAACUGAAAUGGUAGCUGACAUCACGAAAAACUCUUCUGCUAUCACUAGUUAUCAUAAUCCUUCCUCUGAGACAGAUAACAAUGGUUAGCACUUCGCUCAAUACGUUUUUGCGUCGGCUGCUGACUAUUUUCUUAGGCUGCCGCAAAUCCGAUCAUCUUUGGUGCUGUGGUCGAUGGUUUGAAAAUAAAAAGGGUACAUAUAGUUUUCGAAAACAUCUGCGGACGCACAACCCGGAACUAUCGUGCAUGGCCCCCAUUGAAAGCUGCAAUAAAAAGUUCAAGAUGUUUUCAACCAUUAAAGAGCUAAAUAAGCAUUAUCGAUCGAGUCACAGACUUUGGGCAGACGCAAAUGGCAUUCCAGACCCAAGCUGUUUUUGCGAGGCAUGUGGAACGACGUUCACCAGGCCUGAUAAUAGGCGCAGGCAUUUAAAAAAUCUUAACUUUUCAAAGUGUGCUGAAACGAUCGAACAGAUGGAAAACAACGAUUUUUGAGUUAUGAUUGUUAUCUAAGAAUUAAAAUGUCGGAUUUUUUUCCUUUUGUCUUUCGUUUUUAUGAGGAGAAAA
Messenger RNA from Trichoderma asperellum CBS 433.97, 717 nucleotides. The record is from RefSeq and is a predicted model, not a curated record. Lineage: Eukaryota; Fungi; Ascomycota; Sordariomycetes; Hypocreales; Hypocreaceae.